Messenger RNA from Aureococcus anophagefferens, 165 nucleotides. RefSeq lists its product as hypothetical. Gene Ontology annotation, biological process: protein targeting to membrane; peptidyl-L-cysteine S-palmitoylation. NCBI's taxonomy places the organism in Eukaryota, Pelagophyceae, Pelagomonadales, Pelagomonadaceae. The annotation marks the transcript as partial. Gene Ontology annotation, molecular function: protein-cysteine S-palmitoyltransferase activity. Gene Ontology annotation, cellular component: Golgi apparatus; endoplasmic reticulum. The transcript has a single exon. The record is from RefSeq and is a predicted model, not a curated record.
AUGGGCACCGCGCGGCGGCCGACGGCGGCCGACCGCGAGGCCGGCGUACCGACGUGCGCCGCCUGCGGCACGGUCGCGGGCCCGCGCGUCCACCACUGCCGGCGCUGCAACAUGUGCGUCGAGGACUUUGACCACCACUGCGUCUACCUGAACCGCUGCGUCGGC